AUGGAAAGAAGGUGUCUCUACAAACCGCUAAAAGAGUCCAUCAUUUACGACAUUGUGCAUGUCUGGUCAGUUCAAAAAGUUGCGGACUUUUUGAGAAACCACGCAGCCGAAUGGGAUUUUCAAGCGGAUACGAUGAAUUCGAGAAGGAGAACAGCCCUUGAUAUUUUGGUGGCCAAAAUUCGAUCAGAGAGGGACAACGAAGUCAUCAGACUACUGCUUGAAUUUGGUGCCAACCCGUUGUGGAGAGACUCUGAAGGAAAAACUACGCUUAGUAGGAUCAUGCGACAUACCAACGAUACAGAACUUAUAAUAACUUUCCUGGAAAAAGUAGAGGACAUAAACGUUACCCUAGACGCAAUGGGUGCUAACCCACUUUAUAUCGCAGUGGAUAAGGAGAAAGUGGAAGUUCUGCAAUAUAUCAUGAGCAGAAAUCCACUCCUGAACAUCACCAUUCACAGAGGAGUCUCCCCACUACACGAUGCGGUAUUGGCAAGGAAUCCAAACAUCUCCAGGAUACUGCUGGAAAACGGAGCGGAUGUCAACAUCCAGGAUGACGACGGUGAGACGCCUAUCUUCACUGCGCUCAACGGAAACGAUUCCAUCGAACAGAUCAACAUCCUGUUGCAAUACGGAGCUGACCUGAAAGCCCAAGACAACAUGGGAAGAACUCCCCUUCAUAUGCUCUGUGCCAGCGAAGUGGGCAUCAGGUUAGACAUCUUAAAACUACUCUUAGAGUCAGGAGCCGACCCUAGAGCCACUGACGCAGUUGGAAGGACGCCACUGGAAAGUUACACGAGAAAUGACAUAACCUACAGGGAUGUGAAACAUUCGGUGGUGGUGACGGACAUGCUGAUGGACUACGGUGCUCAAUUGAAUGUGAGGAACGUGCACGACCAGACGCUGCUCCAUGUUGCUGCCAUGUCAUGCCCUUGCACCUUCAUCAGGUACAUUAUCCAUAAAGGAGCAGACACGAACGCUCUGAACGGACAGGGCGUAACCUUCUUGGAACACCUCAAAUUGAGAGGUGCAUGCUGGAGGAAAGUGUUACAAAUGCUCCUACUGAAAGAAUUCUUGGGCAAAUUCAAUUUCGGCGAGAACCUGCAGCAUACGAUUCAGACCCACGACCAAUUUUCGAUCUACGUGGAUGGCGCUAGGAGAGAACUGGCGUUGCUAAGUGAUCCCCACAGAGACAGCGAUUGUCCAUCUAGGUUCGACCUCCUGAUCUCCAGGGAAAAGAGAGCAGUGAGGCUUUGUGAAAAUCCGGGUCUUAGGUUGGCAAUGUCCGGAAUGGAUGUCGAUCAGUUUCCGAUUUUCGGUGAGAGACUGAAGACACAGUACGACGAUGCCUGUAGAAGGGCUAGCGGUGAAGCUGCAGCCGAAGAGUUUUUUUUCGAAAUAUCGAACGGUCGGUUGGAUAGGUAUGCGUCUUGGCAUAUUAUUAAGUUCCUUCCUAAUGAUAGUCUCUGGAAUGUCCAGAAGUGCUAUCAAGAUAUGAUGAGAGAUCGAAUGUGCACCGUCUAA
Molecule: messenger RNA, 1521 nt
Organism: Coccinella septempunctata (seven-spotted ladybird)
Lineage: Eukaryota; Metazoa; Arthropoda; Insecta; Coleoptera; Coccinellidae
Product: ankyrin-1-like
Exons: 2
Coding region: 1-1521 (506 amino acids)
Molecular function (GO): protein binding
Source: RefSeq, a predicted model, not a curated record